CUCGGGGGCGCCACUGAGCAUGGUUGUAUUAAACCUCCGCGGAGCCUACACCACAACGGAAUCACAGUAAAAAAUUGAAAAUCGAACGAAAAAUAAAUCCCUCUCAAUUCCCGCCUUCGAUUUUUAAUUCAAACUUUUUUUUUUAACAAAAGUGCGUUCCGUUUUACUUAAGUGAUUUUUUUUUGUAAUUUUAAAAUUAAUCUGAGUAUUUUUUAUUGGUAUUAGCGUAAGAUGUGCGUUUUAUGAGUGUAACAGUCGACGGCGAGGGACGUUUUGGCCGUGUCGUGUAUUACGUAACUGUUCCGGGGAAAAUCGAUACCCUGGGCGUAUAAAUAGCGGCGUGAGGUCGAAACAGCUGGCCAGUCGCCAGCAUCAUGCAGCCUUCGAGGAUGAGAAGACCCCGCCGGCACCGAUGGCUGACCGUGUCGGUCUUCUUCAUCGCGUACUCGGUCUUCCAAGCAGUAUACAGCCCGUCAAACGCUUCGGAACCUAUCAAUAAGGCUGAAGAGGUUAUCUUCGGACCCUCGGAGAAACCUGAAGUUACGCCUAAACAGGGGACUACUAUUGAAGAUAAGCCGAUAUCUGCCGCGCCGAGUACACCACCCACGAACAAGGAUAAAGCGGACGAGGCACCUCCCGAGGGCGGUAAGAAAGGCAUGAAGGGCCUCGAGGAAGACGAUGAACCGGAUAAGAAGGGACAGAAGGACGCGGGAUAUGUUGAGGACAGCGAAACGGAUGAGAUGAGAGAAGAAGAAAGGUCUAACUGGAAGUCAAACCCCACCGUCAAACCAUUGCGAGUCAACUGCUCCCCACCUGCUAUUGAACAGUUCCCCAAACCCCUGAUGGGUCAGAACGCUCGCAAGCACGGCGGUCUGAUCGUGCACAUCUUGGUCGCAGUGUUCACAUUCAUCGGGCUGGCCAUCGUGUGUGAUGAGUACUUCGUCUCCAGUCUUGAUAGGAUCUGUGAAGAGUUGAAGUUGGCCCCUGACGUGGCGGGCGCUACGUUCAUGGCGGCGGGCAGCUCGGCGCCUGAACUCGCUACCGUGGUUAUUGGAGUCUUCUGUGCGCAGGAUGAUAUUGGAGUGUCUGGCGUAAUCGGGUCCGCAGUGUUCAACAUAAUGUUCGUGAUCUCGGUCUGCGCCCUGUGCGCCGGCACGGUGUCGCACCUCAACUGGUGGCCGCUGUGUCGCGACUGCUUCUUCUAUGCCAUCUCUAUACUCGUCAUGCUGUGUACUAUUGCUAAUUCUAUCGUUUCUUGGCCAGAAGCCCUAUUCAUGUUGAUAAUGUACGGCGUAUACUGCGUCGCGUUACGUUUCAACACUGCACUCGAGCGCUGGGCGAUGACGCUGCCGCUGCCAUUCAAACUACCCACUAGGGAAGAACAAGCUGCUUUGGUGACAUACAGGAGUGCGGGUGGUCAGCCUCCCGCGCCGGCUGCAGGAGACAGCACUUACGCGCAAAUGGACGGACAGACCAAGGAAACGCCACUGCAGGACUCACCCUACAACCCGGACGGCGCGUACGACAACGCGGCGUACAACGCGGAGCCCACGCCCGCCUGGGACCCCAACCACGAGUGGGACCCCAACCGAGCCUGGGAUGACACUAUGCAAGCCCCAAUCUACAACGCUCAGAUGGUAGGCCAACAGCAGCAACAGCAACAACAGCAACAGUCGUCAACAGGCCAGCAACAGCAGCAACAACAGCCACAAGAUCAGCAACAGCAACCCGUGCAGCCGGCAGCUCCAGCCUACUACAAAGCUAAGGAGUACAAUCCUGAGACUGCCGUCGACCCUCUCGUCAAACCCAUCGGGGCCAACCACUUCCAACUAGCGUGGUGGUACCUAGUGUUCCCGAUCCACUGGUCGUGCCGCCACACGAUGCCCGACUGCCGCGGCCGCUGGUACCCCGUCACCUUCAUCAUCAGCAUGCUGUGGAUCUCCUUCUACUCCUACUUCAUGGUCUGGAUGAUCACUAUCAUUGGCUACACGCUGGGCAUCCCGGACACGGUGAUGGGGCUGACGUUCGUAGCGGCCGGCGUGUCCGUGCCCGACGCGCUCUCCUCGCUCGCCGUCAUCAAGGAGGGUUACGGAGACAUGGCGGUAUCGAACGCAGUCGGCUCCAACGUGUUUGACAUCCUGGUGUGCCUCGGCCUGCCCUGGUUCAUUCAGACCGCCAUCAUCCACCCGGGAUCGCAUGUCAACGUCUAUCAUAAAGGAUUGAUCUACUCCACACUCUCUCUAUUCUCUACCGUGAUCUUCCUGGUGGUGGCGACUCACGCGAACGGUUGGAAGCUGGACCGCAAGUACGGCGCAGUACUGAUGAUAUGGUACAUACUCUUCAUUACCCUCGCCAGCCUCUACGAGCUCAACGUGUUCGGAUACUACACGCAUCCCGAUUGUGUCUCUAGCUAUUAAAUUAUUUCAACUGGCAACAUUUUCUUUUGACGUUUCUUUUUGGCUCGCUUGUCAACUGUCAACUGUCAAAUGUGACAGAUGACGUUUGUUUUGACAGUUGAAAGGCUAAUAUGGAUACGGUUUUUUGUGUUUAAAAUGCACUUUAAAUUGUUUCCCGUUUGUAAAGAAUAAGCCAUUUUAUUAACAUUAUAAUAAGUUAAAAGAUUAAGUUUUAGUUGAUUUGUGUUAAGGAUUUGUAGAUAUUUGUAUUUAUUAGUAGGGUAGUAAGGUUUGUAUUUAUUAGUGACUGUAUUUAUUUAUUAUUUUCUUUGUAUGUACCUACUUCAAUCUCAAAUAAACGGCCGGCCUAUGUUUAAUGAAUUAAACAUAUUAUUUUACUAUACACAUACUAGUUAAGUUUUGUAAAAACGCUAUUGUCUUAUGAUUAAAGAGCAUCGAUGUUAGUUUCAGUACUUUAUAAACGAAAUAAUUAUAUUACUCUUUAGGACUUAAUUGGUCUUAAGUAAAAUGGUCACCGACUUUCACAAUAGAAAUGCUAGAAUUGAUUUUUCAAUAAUAUUAAGCGGUUUAAUAGUUUGAGCGUCUGUUUCCGUUUAAGGCAUGCUUCAAUUGAUAGAAUGAGUGCGUUUUUUUGUAAAAUGCUUUUGUUAUUAGAAAUGUUUGUCAGUAAUUUUACCGAAAUAUUGUUUUAAAAUCAAAAUUUUAAUGGUAAAAUUACUCUCGAAUGUGCACUAUUUAAUAAUGUAAAGGUUUUAAAUAGUUUUUUUUUUGUAAAUAGCUUUGUGAGGCACUGGUGUUGCUUGCGCACAAAUUGCUGUUUUCUACCAUUGCACUUGUGAAAUAUUAAUUUUCUCUGUGUUGCAUUAUAUUGGCUAAGCAAAAUAGGAAAGGUUAAAAUAAAUCACAACUAUCUCUUUAGCAAGUUUAUUAAACAAUGCAAAGUGGCGAUUAUGAUCCUACGCUAAGAUUUGAAGAUAAGAACUUAAAGCAAAUCCAUGCAUAUUCUUACUAUAACUUAUUAUUUAUAUCUAUGGCGUAUUGUAUGUGUAAAUGUGACGAAGCAAGAAAGAAUUAUUCGCUUUAAUGUAUAAAUAUCUUAUGAAUAUUUGCAUAGUUUUAGACAAAUUACAUUUUGGAACGUAUCUAGUCGCGUAUUGUAAUGUCUACUAUAAAUAAGAUAUUUUUGUUUGUGAUAUUAUUUUUAAAACCAAAAUGACUUAGUCACUUUCUGAAUAAUGUAUAUUUAGUCUAAAUCAUUAGUUAGUUUGAAUAUAAUUUUGUAUAUUAGAUUUUUAUCACAAAACAUCGAUGUUUGACGAAUUACUACAAUAGUUAUGUGAGAAAGUUUAAUUUUUUAUUGAAUUUUGUACUUUUACUACAGCUAUUCGUAAUAGUGGCAGCAAGUAGAUAAUUUUGUGUAAAUAGUUUUUACUCGAACUAGUUUCUAUCCUCCGAUCUUCCACACGAUGUAUUUUCAUUCUCAAGUUUACCCUAUUUAUUUUAUAAAUAGUAUUUUGUAUAGGGUUCCUAAAUAGUAAAUGCCUAAAUUAAUAUAUCCAAAUUAUACUAAAUGUACGUAACUUGACAAAUAUAUUAAUAUAACAUAUUUGUUAGCUUAAAGCCUUACCCUCGUUAGGUAGUAUCAAAAUGUAUGAUCCGCUGAAAUCUGUCAUCUUCCAAAGACCUGUUCCAUUUCCCAUCUUCCAUGAUGAUUGAAAUACCUCAGCAUCUUCUUCUUCCUUUGAAACUAAAUCACUAUAUCCCAUUCCAACUCUGUGAUCUCUUUAGCGAUAAUACUUAAAGUUAAUAUGUGUCUAUAUUAAGAAGAAUAGCUGUUUUUAUUAGUUACGAAUUUUUUGCACCACUCGAAGGUGUUAACUGAAAGGAUGCAUGCCUAUUGAGGCAUGAACCACAAAAAAAACUUAUUUAAAACUUUGCUAGACAUUCCAAAGUAAAAAAAGACCUAGUUAACUACAGCGCGUGCAGUUUUAGAGAAAUAACAGUUUUUAUACUUACAACAUAGGCUGAUACGUCAGUCAGUAAUCCCUAAGUAAAAUGCGUUCACAUUAGAAUAAGGGAUAACUUAAUCACUUUAGCUUAAGUUAGACCAAAAAGAGCCUUAACAUCGCUCAAAGUAUCACUCGCGACGUGUAUUUAACGCAUUUAGUCUGUAAUAUGUCAAAACAGUAUUAG
Molecule: messenger RNA, 4610 nt
Organism: Helicoverpa armigera (cotton bollworm)
Lineage: Eukaryota; Metazoa; Arthropoda; Insecta; Lepidoptera; Noctuidae
Product: probable sodium/potassium/calcium exchanger CG1090
Exons: 16
Coding region: 375-2417 (680 amino acids)
Biological process (GO): calcium ion transmembrane transport; intracellular calcium ion homeostasis
Cellular component (GO): plasma membrane
Molecular function (GO): calcium, potassium:sodium antiporter activity; calcium channel activity
Source: RefSeq, a predicted model, not a curated record